Molecule: messenger RNA, 8978 nt
Organism: Phyllostomus hastatus (greater spear-nosed bat)
Lineage: Eukaryota; Metazoa; Chordata; Mammalia; Chiroptera; Phyllostomidae
Gene: ATP2B4
Product: ATPase plasma membrane Ca2+ transporting 4
Exons: 22
Coding region: 1034-4765 (1243 amino acids)
Biological process (GO): regulation of cytosolic calcium ion concentration; calcium ion transmembrane transport
Cellular component (GO): membrane; intracellular membrane-bounded organelle
Molecular function (GO): PDZ domain binding; ATP hydrolysis activity; P-type calcium transporter activity
Source: RefSeq, a predicted model, not a curated record
AGAGGAGAAAGGAUUCCUCCCCUUUCUUUCCCCCAUUCCCCCUUAAGAGGAUCAGGACGCAGCCGCAGCUCACAUUGGGCCACCUUAAAGGAGGAGUGCCGCUCUGGCCUCCCGCCAAGUCCCACCCGCUUCCAGCUCUUGCUCCACCCCGCACUGCUGGGGAGAGCUGGCGAGCUGGUGUCUGUCCGAGUUGGCUGUAGCUGUUGCCAUGACAAGCAUUUUCUUAAGAGAGCUCUGCUGUUGAGACCAUCCAAAACUGGGGAUUGAGGGGGGAGGCACGAACUUCCUGGGGAACCAUCCUUCCGAGGAAAGCGAGACCAGAGACACCCGCCCAGACCCCCUGCAUUAUUUUCUUCCCGGAACCUGAGAGGUCCUUCCCAUUGGGAGGGCCGGGGGAGGAGACCCGGCCCACUCCCCGGUUGUAGCAGGGGAAAAAAAAAGGCAAGAAAGCAAAGCCAGCAUCUCUCGCGUGCUGCUACUUUGGGGAGACCAGUGGGUGGUCACCCCCACCCUACCCUGUCCAUGGAAACCCGGAGGGAGAUUCCUGCUUGGAGAAGCCUGGAUCUUUGCUAGAAAGAGAGAGAUCCAGUUGUCAUUGGUAUCCAGAGAGCCCUCCUCAUCCUCCUGCUGCUUCUCUACCACUGCAGUUGCUGUUUGUUGCUAAGGUUGCCUCCAUGGUAACGUGCACAUCCUGUUUACACCUCCAUCUGGGCAAGUUGGUCUAAGCUAGGAACCUACCUACCCGGGACAACCACUGCCAUCACCACCUGGGGACACCAAUCAUCGUGACACGUGGUCCGGCUUCCACUCAGUUCCCCCAUCCUCUUCCUUUUCUUGCUGCCAACCUUCAUAAAGAAACAGGAUCUGGGCUAAGGCUCUGAAGCUUAUUGCACAAGAUAUAGUCAAUCUGUUUUCUAACUGGGUUCCCACAGAAGCAAGAAGUAGGAAGAAGGCAGAGAAGCAACACAUCCUGAUCAGUUGAAGGGAAACUUCACAUUUUCUCUAACUGAGGGGCUUGGGAACAGCAGGCAAAAUGACAAGCCAAACAGAACAUGCCUCGCCGGCCAACUCGAUGGUUGAGAGCCAUGAAGGGGACUUUGGCUGCUCAGUAAUGGACCUAAGGAAGCUCAUGGAGCUGCGUUCAACUGAUGCAAUCAACCAGAUCAACGUCCACUAUGGAGGUGUACUGAAUCUCUGCCGAAGGCUGAAAACCAACCCUGUGGAAGGUCUCUCUGGGAACCCAGCAGAUCUGGAAAGACGUAAACAAGUGUUUGGAAUGAACUUAAUCCCCCCUAAAAAGCCCAAGACCUUCUUAGAAUUAGUGUGGGAAGCCCUUCAAGAUGUCACGCUCAUCAUCCUGGAGAUCGCAGCCAUCAUCUCCCUGGUUCUGUCCUUCUAUCGGCCUCCUGGUGAAGAAAAUGAACAGUGUGGUCUGCCUGUAAGUAGCCCAGAAGAUGAAGGGGAGUCAGAAGCCGGCUGGAUUGAGGGGGCAGCCAUUCUGUUCUCGGUGAUCAUCGUGGUGCUGGUGACGGCCUUCAAUGAUUGGAGCAAAGAAAAGCAGUUCCGAGGGCUGCAGAACCGGAUUGAAAAGGAACAGAAAUUCUCCAUUAUUCGAAAUGGUCACAUCAUCCAGCUCCCUGUGGCUGAAAUCGUGGUUGGUGAUAUCGCCCAAAUAAAAUAUGGUGACCUGCUGCCUGCAGAUGGGAUCCUGAUCCAGGGGAAUGAUCUCAAGAUUGACGAGAGCUCUCUGACUGGGGAAUCGGACCAUGUCAAGAAGUCCCUGGAGAGAGACCCCAUGUUGCUCUCAGGGACCCAUGUCAUGGAAGGCUCUGGCCGGAUGCUGGUGACUGCUGUGGGUGUCAACUCCCAGACUGGGAUCAUCUUUACUCUUUUGGGGGCCAGUGAGGGAGAAGAGGAGGAGAAGAAGAAGAAAGGUAAAAAACAAGGAGUCCCUGAAAAUCGCAACAAAGCAAAGACUCAGGAUGGAGUGGCGCUGGAAAUCCAGCCACUCAACAGCCAGGAGGGGAUCGACAAUGAGGAAAAGGAGAAAAAAGUGGCCAAGCUACCCAAGAAGGAGAAGUCGGUGCUACAGGGGAAGCUGACACGCUUGGCUGUUCAGAUUGGGAAAGCUGGCCUGAUCAUGUCUGCUAUCACCGUUCUCAUCCUGAUUCUGUACUUUGUGAUUGACAACUUCGUGAUAAAGCGUAAACCAUGGCUAGCUGAGUGCACCCCCAUCUACAUCCAGUACUUUGUCAAGUUCUUCAUCAUCGGUAUCACUGUACUGGUGGUGGCUGUGCCAGAGGGGCUGCCACUGGCUGUCACCAUUUCACUGGCCUACUCUGUGAAGAAAAUGAUGAAAGACAAUAACCUGGUACGGCACCUGGACGCUUGUGAGACAAUGGGCAAUGCCACAGCCAUUUGCUCUGACAAGACAGGCACAUUGACCAUGAACCGCAUGACUGUGGUACAAGCUUAUAUUGGAGAUACCCAUUACCAUCAGCUCCCAAGUCCCGAUGCCCUUGUGCCCACAGUCCUGGACCUUAUUGUCAAUGGCAUUUCUAUCAACAGUGCCUAUACCUCCAAGAUCCUGCCUCCAGAGAAGGAGGGAGGCCUGCCACGGCAGGUGGGCAACAAGACAGAGUGUGCCCUGUUGGGCUUUGUCACAGACCUGAAGCAGGACUACCAUGCAGUGCGCAGUGAGGUGCCGGAGGAGAAGCUCUAUAAGGUGUACACCUUCAACUCGGUGCGCAAGUCCAUGAGCACAGUCAUCCAGAAGCCCAGUGGUGGCUACCGCAUGUACAGCAAGGGCGCCUCUGAGAUCAUUUUGCGCAAGUGUAAUCGAAUCCUGGACAAGGAAGGAGAAGCAGUACCAUUCAAGAAUAAGGACCGAGAUGAGAUGGUGCACACUGUCAUUGAGCCCAUGGCCUGUGAGGGACUCCGGACUAUCUGCUUAGCUUAUCGUGAUUUCAAUGAUGUAGAGCCCCUGUGGGACAAUGAGAAUGAAAUCCUCACUGAACUGACCUGUAUCGCAGUGGUGGGCAUUGAGGACCCUGUGCGCCCAGAGGUACCAGAAGCUAUCGCCAAAUGCAAAAGAGCUGGCAUUACUGUUAGAAUGGUGACAGGAGACAACAUCAACACAGCCCGGGCCAUUGCCACCAAGUGUGGCAUUGUGACACCUGGGGAUGACUUCCUGUGCUUGGAAGGCAAAGAAUUCAACCGACUCAUCCGCAAUGAGAAGGGCGAGGUAGAGCAAGAAAAGCUGGACAAGAUUUGGCCUAAGCUUCGAGUCCUGGCGCGAUCUUCCCCUACUGACAAGCAUACACUGGUGAAAGGCAUCAUUGAUAGCACUGUUGGGGAGCAGCGCCAGGUGGUGGCUGUCACUGGUGAUGGCACAAAUGAUGGGCCGGCCCUGAAGAAAGCGGAUGUCGGUUUUGCCAUGGGUAUUGCAGGCACAGAUGUGGCCAAGGAGGCAUCAGACAUCAUCCUAACAGAUGACAACUUUACCAGCAUUGUGAAGGCAGUGAUGUGGGGACGAAAUGUCUAUGACAGCAUCUCCAAGUUCCUGCAAUUCCAGCUCACGGUCAAUGUGGUGGCAGUGAUCGUGGCCUUCACCGGAGCCUGCAUCACUCAGGACUCCCCAUUGAAAGCUGUGCAGAUGCUGUGGGUUAAUCUAAUCAUGGACACGUUUGCCUCAUUGGCCUUGGCCACAGAGCCUCCCACAGAGUCUCUAUUAAAGCGUCGUCCCUAUGGCCGAAAUAAGCCUCUGAUCUCACGGACUAUGAUGAAGAACAUCUUGGGCCAUGCAGUCUAUCAGCUCACAGUCAUCUUUUUCCUUGUCUUUGCCGGUGAGAAAUUCUUUGACAUUGAUAGUGGGAGGAAUGCACCUCUACAUUCCCCACCCAGCCAGCACUACACCAUUAUUUUCAACACUUUUGUGCUGAUGCAGCUCUUCAAUGAAAUCAACUCACGCAAGAUCCACGGAGAGAGGAAUGUCUUUUCAGGCAUCUUACGCAACCUCAUCUUUUGUUGUGUGGUUUUGGGCACAUUCAUCAGCCAGAUUUUCAUCGUGGAAUUUGGGGGUAAACCCUUCAGUUGUACGAGGCUCACCGUGUCCCAGUGGUUUUGGUGUCUCUUCAUUGGUAUUGGAGAACUGCUGUGGGGCCAGAUAAUCUCCACAAUACCUACCCAAUCCCUGAAGUUCCUGAAGGAGGCUGGGCAUGGCAUUACCAAAGAGGAGAUCACCAAGGAUGCAGAAGGGCUAGACGAGAUUGACCAUGCAGAGAUGGAGCUACGCCGAGGCCAGAUCCUCUGGUUCCGGGGCCUGAACCGUAUCCAGACUCAGAUCGACGUAAUUAACACAUUCCAGACUGGAGCCUCUUUUCAGGGAGUCCUAAAGCGACAGACCAUGGGUCAACACCAUGAUGUAAAACAUGUUCCUAGCUCAUCCUAUAUCAAAGUGGUCAAAGCAUUCCAUAGUUCCCUCCAUGAAAGCAUCCAGAAACCUAGCAGCCAACACUCCAUCCACAACUUCAUGACCCACCCUGAAUUCACCAUAGAUGAGGAGGUGCCACGAACACCACUCCUGGAUGAGCAAGAGGAGAAAAAUCUUGAAAAGGUUUCCAAGCCUGGGACUAGGGUGCUCCUGUUGGAUGGGGAGGUCACCCCGUACGCCAACAAAAACAACAAUGCGGUGGAUUGCAGCCAGGUGCAAAUUGUUGCCUCCCACUCGGACAGCCCUCUGCACAGCCUGGAGACAUCAGUUUGAACUUUAUUCUCUGACUCCCAUUCCUGCUUUCCCUAUUUCCUGUUCAUCUCUCCCAUCUAUAAGAUGAUCAUGGGACUUUUCACUGUCAUGUCAGUUGCUCUCAAGUAUGUGUGAGCCCCACCUGUCCAUGAAGAAGAGAACAGACCUACAAGGAUUUCAACUUACACUUGAGUUGGGGUUUGUAGUGGGACCCUGUCAAAUCCUAGGCAGUUAGUGAAGUAGAAUCUACUCCUUGGCUAUAUCAGUUGUCAUUUUUAAAGAAGUGAUAUGAUCCUCUUGGCAUCCACCCCAACCUGAAUUCUCCCCCAGCAUUCAUACGUGUGUUGCCAUCCCCUGACUUCUGGAUUUUACCCUAUGAGUCUGUACCAUUUAUAACCUCUAGAGAGACAAAUACUCUCAAAUGAAAUGUGUGGGAAGCAGGAAUGGAAUGUAUGGAAUUAGCCUAUAGAGUGAUUGUUUUUAAAAUCAUUUUCCCAUUUUGAAAACUUAUACCUAAAGCCCUCUAGCUCUUUCCACCCUUCCAGUCAAACUUCCCCAAGGUCUUUUGACUGUUGUCUUCUUUACUUUCACUUUUUUCUUUUUUUAAGUUGUGAUGAUUAAGAAAGUGGAAAAAACCUGGAUGAAUUGAGUCAGCUUUGACCAUUCUCUCUUCUGGUCCCAGCAGACCCCUUGAUUUAGUUUUAGAGGCAGACAAGUUUUCUUUGCUAACAGGGUCUUUUGAAGCUAUUGAGAACUGGUAAGAAUGUACUCCUACUGUUACCAGGUUAUUUACUUCUAAACUUGUCAAGUAUGUGUGGUUCCUAAGUACAAGAGAGAUCGACCUUGACUAUGAAGCUUGCGUAUGUGUGGUAUGUCAUUUUUACUAUAACUCUGAGAUUUCUCCUAUUCCUAAAGUGGCAGCAAAUGAAAUCUAUUGAGAAUGACCCUGUCUCCUAACUGAACUUAGAUAUCAAGGACCAGAAGCUGGCAAGUCUAGGACAAGACAGACCAGCAAAGCCAACUCCUGUAGGAUCUUUGGAGUGACCACUACUGUUUUCAAAGCCAUCUGGCAAGGCUCCUCCAGGGCAGGACCUAGUUGUUGGAAGAUUGAGUGUUGAAAAGCCUUGGGAGCGGCCAAAGGGCCAUUCUAGCAGGACCUGAGAAACCAAAAACCUUGAGCUUAGAUAGCUGGGUAUCAGCUUUGACAUUCCCUUCAGUUGUUUAAUCCUACUCUUUGCUACAUCUCCUAAUUUGUCCAGUCUCUGAAAAGGUUCCAACCUUUCUCAAAUAUUCUGAUUUUGAAAAUAUGGAUCCAAAGUGGGAGGCUCCAGUGACAUUUUGCUGACAUAAAGGAACAAAAGACACCCUAAAAAAUCUCUCCAUCCUCUCUUCCUUUCUCUCACAUGCCCCACACAAGCCCCCCUACAGAACGUGCUCACCUGCUGCACAGUAAAGCUCUGUGCCUUCUUUCCCUGAACACUGCCCAAAGUAUCCCUUUCACCUGCCUCUCAGGAGCUGGGGACUUCUCUAGGAGAUUUUUUUAAGUGUAUCUUAAUGGGACAAGGUGGAGCCACAUUUGCAGCAGCUCCAUUUUUAUCACUGCUGAUGUUGAUUUAUGCUCUUCUGUGCAGGGGUUUGCUCAUGUCUGCCAAUUCCCUCCUCCCACUGAAGCCUGCCCCUCUUUGCAGAGUGAUGGGAGCAGGGAGAAGGGGCUUGAGGGUAUUAUGAAGUGCCAAAUGUCCAUUUGUGAGAGUUAGAGCACCCAAACCUAUCCCCUCCAACCUUUUCUUCUGGAUGCCGCCUCCCUCACCCUUUCACCUGAGCUGUCCAAGGUAGAAAGAGGGAAGAAAACAGUGCUCCCUGGACACCCCCACUGCCACAGAAUCCACCACGUUGGGCUUUGGUUUCAUGAAGGUGACAUGUGUCAGUGAUCUUUGCCCCGUCUGAAACACCCAUGGGGGAGGACAAACAGCUCACACAAGGUGUUAGGUGUUCACAUGUAUAUUUAUUAAGUACAUUGGAAGAUUUAGUUCUGCCAAGUCUUUUAUUACCUCAGAUCAGUUUGAAAAACAAGCCAAUAACAAACUUUGGAGGCUAUUUUACCAUUCCUGCUCCCAAAAGACUCUCAUGGUGCCUGACAGGCUCCUCCUGAGAGUUUGUGUCUACUUUUAAAGUCAACGGUUUUUUAUGUAUUCUAGUUUCCAUAGUAGGAGAGAAAAUAUAGAAAUAUUAUGCAAAAAUAUAUAGUUUUCUUUAGAUCCGAAACUGGUAUUUUUUGAGUCAGCCAUAUGCAUUUUGUUUAAAGGAUUUAAAAAUAAAGUGCUGUCAUGUAACCCUGUGGAGGGAGCCCAUAACCAGCUAUUUAACAUGACAGUUGACUUAGUGUAUUUGUAAUUGGUUCAAAACCAAUGCACCAUAAUUCCUUUCUCCAAACAGCCAUCUUUAUACUUAGGGGAAAAUUUUGUUGGGUUCUAGACUUUUUUAAUAUACAUUUUGUUGAUAUGGAAUUGAAUGAGUUUAAGUGUUUAUGUGCCUAUGUUUUUUUACAUGUUUUUUUCUAUUCAGUUUCAGUAAUCCAGCUGGCAGUGAGUAAAUAUGGCAUAAGUUAAUAAAGCUUUCCCCCAAAAUGGUGCUUUGGAUUUGAAAAGGAACUGAUGGGGAGAAGGGGGAACUAUUAACCUAGACUGCUCUCUUGAUAAGUCUAGAAAAAUGGACAGUAUGCUGGAUGGGAAGGAAAACAUCCAGCAAGAAGGCAGAGCCAGCAGAAGUGAGCGUAUGCCCCCGUGAAGGUGGGUGCCAGGCUCUCUAGUAACAGGUGACUAAGGUCAGGGGCCUUGGUUGGAUUUUGUUUCUUGAGGAAUAGCUGGCAGAGUGGUACCCAAGACAUGAACAUCUCUUGGGCUACAAGGAUACUCUGAUUUGGGGUUUGCAUUUUUUUACCUCCAGCAGGAGGUUCUUUCACCUCCUGUUGCCUCUGGGGUUUUCCAUUAGUGAGGUUUUAUGCAAGGAUCUGAGCUGAGACAUCUUCUCCUUCCCUAGAAAGGUGUUGUGCAAUGUAUAAAAUGGAGAAUAGAGUUCUAAGUGAAAAAAAAAAAAAAAAACAGGCUGAUUCUAGCCCCAGCUGAUCGUCUUAGGGCUAGAUCCUUCCCAUAGGUGCCCUCUGACCUCUGAAAUGACUCACAUCCCUGAAAGUUGUAGAGAGACCAACCUAGAAAUUCCUCUGGCACUUGUGUGUGUUCUUUGGGUUUAGCUUUCUUUUGCCCCUUGAGCUUCAGAGGGGAGCAUUUGCACUUAAAUCUGAGUGAUUACCUCACUGCCAAAACCCAGAGGGGCGUGGCAAGCUCACAUGUGCCCUGAAACCCCAGAGGCAGAGCUUCCUUUCUUUCCGGCUUCCUUGCCUAUCAAUUGAAGCAGCCCAUGAUACCAUCACAAAGUACACACUUCUCACUUUGCCUAACAAGGGACCACCCCACUGCAACGGUGGGGGUGAGGCAUUUGGAAAUGCCUGCUAUUCUUAAGCCAUUCCAGCCCCUUCCUCAGAAUAGACCAGAGAGCCUUCCAUUGAGCUCAGUGCCAGUCUUUUUUGCCUUCCCAGCCCUGCUAUCAGGCCUGCUGUCCCAUUUCCUCUUGCUUAAGAGGUGGAGGGAAGUGAGCUCCCCAUGGCUGAACUAGCCUUUGGUUCAUGUUUCCUCCCCAUAUGUAUAUAUAUGCCAUAUGUGACUAUGCCAUAUAUAUGUGCCAACAAAUCUAACUAUGUUGUUUUUUUCAAAUCAGCACGCAGAUAGGAGAUCUGAGUUUCUUUUAUAUUUUUUUUCGAGUAACUAGUAUAGUAAACACUGGUUUUUUGUAUAAGAAAAAAACAAAACAAAAGAUAGGCCACUGUGGUCUGCAUGAUAUCAGUAAGCAAACGGUGAUAUCAAAUCAGUGUGCACCCCAGUGUGUGUUGCCAUAAUUUGCUGUUCAGCCUAACAGUGCACCCAAUCUGUAUUUGCAUUUUGAUAUUAUUUAAGCUCUCUGUACAAUGUUUUGCAUGUAUUUAUAUGGUUCUUAGGGAAAAAAUGCUAUAAACUGACAAAUCUGAAAUUCAAAUAUGUUGUUCCACUGAGACAGGAAGAAGAGGAGUUUUAAAAGAUGGAAAAAAGGGAUAAUUUUUUUGGAACCAAUAAAGUUUGUUGCUAAUGAGCAGAAUCAGUACUGCCGUGCACUGAGAAUAAAAGCCCACGCCCACUCGUAA